AUGCCUGUGUUCAGUGGCCUGUUGAAGGUGCGAGUGUGUGAGGCUGUGGACCUGAAGCCCACCCCGUGGGCCCUGCGUCACGCCGUGGGGAAGAGCGGCUCCUUCCUCCUGGACCCGUACCUGGCCCUGAACCUGGACCAGACCCGACUGGGUCAGACCGCCACCAGAACAAAGACCAACAGCCCCGCCUGGCACCAGGAGUUCUGCACGGAGGUGCGCGAGGGCAGGAGUCUGGAGCUGUCGGUGUUCCACGACGCGCCCAUCGGCUAUGACGACUUCGUGGCCAACUGCACCAUCCAGCUGGAGGACCUGCUGCAGAACGGAACCAGGCACUAUGAGGACUGGAUUGACUUGGAGCCAGAGGGAAAGGUGUACGUGGUCAUCGAUCUGUCCGGAUCCUCCACCGAGGCCUCAGGUACAAACGAGAAUGAAGAGCGAGUGUUCCGCGAGAGAAUCGGGCCUCGCCGGCGGCAGGGUGCCGUCCGAAGACGGGUCCACCAGGUCAACGGGCACAAGUUCAUGGCCACCUACCUGAGACAGCCAACCUACUGCUCACACUGCCGAGAUUUUAUUUGGGGUGUGCUGGGGAAGCAGGGAUACCAGUGUCAGGUGUGCACGUGUGUGGUUCACAAGCGCUGCCACGAGCUCAUCAUCACCAAAUGUGCGGGGAUGAAGAAGCAGGAAGACACGGCGGAAGAGGUGGGUUCACAGCGCUUUAGUGUUAACAUGCCCCACAAGUUCAGUAUCCACAACUACAAGGUUCCCACCUUCUGUGACCACUGUGGCUCCCUGCUGUGGGGCCUCAUGAGGCAGGGAUUACAGUGCAAAGUGUGUAAGAUGAAUGUGCACCGGCGAUGUGAGACCAAUGUAGCUCCUAACUGUGGCGUUGACGCCCGAGGAAUCGCCAAAGUCCUCUCUGACAUGGGAGUCACGCCGGACAAGAUCUCCAACACAGCACAACGCAGGAGAAAGCUGACUCCAGGGCAGGACCCUCCCCAGUCUCCUCCUGAUCUCUCCCAGACGGAGAACAGCUUCAAUCAGCCAGCUGUCCCCACCUCCCCCUCGCAGCAGGACUUGGCAGAGUUAGAUCGCCUGCAGGACUCGCUUUCACUCGAUCAGCAGGGACCCCAGCACUCUCCCUCCUCCUCCACCAACUCCUCUCUGUCGUCGUCCUCCUCCUCUGCGCCCAAGGAGAACGGACAGAGCCAAAGAAGGAACCUCAAGGACUUCAGUUUCAUCAAGGUUCUCGGCAAGGGCAGCUUUGGCAAGGUGAUGUUGGCGGAGCUAAAGGGCUCAGAUGAAGUUUAUGCCGUCAAAGUCUUGAAGAAGGACGUGAUCCUCCAGGACGAUGACGUGGACUGCACUAUGACUGAGAAGCGCAUCCUGGCCCUCGCCCGCCGCCACCCCUACCUCACCCAGCUCUACUGCUGCUUCCAGACCCGGGACCGUUUAUUCUUCGUUAUGGAAUAUGUGAACGGAGGAGAUCUAAUGUUCCAGAUCCAGCGAUCCAGGAAGUUUGAUGAGCCUCGCUCUCGUUUUUACGCCGCAGAAGUCACCUCAGCCCUCAUGUUCCUGCACCGUAACGGAGUCAUUUACAGGGAUUUAAAGUUAGAUAACAUCCUCUUAGAUGCAGAGGGUCACUGUAAGCUGGCAGACUUUGGGAUGUGCAAGGAGGGAAUCAUGAACGGGGUGACCACCACCACCUUCUGUGGCACGCCUGACUACAUCGCUCCCGAGAUCCUGCAGGAGCUGGAGUACGGGGCGUCUGUGGACUGGUGGGCUCUGGGGGUGCUGAUGUAUGAGAUGAUGGCGGGGCAGCCUCCCUUUGAAGCCGAUAAUGAAGACGACUUGUUUGAGUCCAUCCUCCACGAUGACGUCCUGUAUCCUGUGUGGCUCAGCAAGGAGGCCGUUUCCAUCCUGCGAGCGUUCAUGACAAAGAACCCGUCCAAGCGCCUGGGCUGCGUGGUGAGCCAGGGCUGCGAGGAGGCCAUCAAGACCCACGCCUUCUUCCGAGAGAUCGACUGGGUCCUGCUGGAGCAGAGAAAAGUGAAACCGCCCUUUAAACCUCGGAUUAAGACAAAGCGAGAUGUGAAUAACUUCGACCAGGACUUCACCAAGGAGGACCCCGUGCUGACGCCCACAGACGAGGCCAUCAUCCGACAAAUCAACCAGGAGGAGUUCAAGGACUUCUCCUACUGCGCUCCCGAGGAGACGCAGACCUAACACACAGACCCCCCCACCUCCUUCCGAUUCAACAACUCUAAACCCGGCAUGCUCGUGCACACACAUGCUUACACUCUGUAGAACCGUGAACCCAUUAAACAGCUCACACGGUCACUCCUGUACUUUAUCGCUAUUGGUUGUUACUUUUACAAUAUUAUUUACACGCAUUGUGUUGUUCUCGUUGCCUGGGUUUAUUAUGAAUAUGAAGAUAAAUAUGAGUAUGCACACGCUCUCUCACACACACACACAUUGUCCCCGAUGUGCACACCAACACUUGUACUUGCUCUCACACCCACAAGCAAACACUUACACCGCUUUACCGCUUCUUUGUCUGCACCUCCGCGCGUGUGGAGUGAAGGUGCUAAGGCCUGUACAUAGCCUGUGUCGAGUGGCUGUAUCGUGUUGUCUGCCAGUAACGGAGCGUUGUGGCGCAUGGACAAACACCCUAUCUGUUUUAUUACUGUCCCUUAUUGUGGACCAGUUAGGGCCAAACCCCCUUUGUGCAAUACGUUGACUAUCUAUAUAUUUUAUGUUUUUUUUGUUUUUUUCUCCUCCAAAAACAUAUACUUUUUGGGGGUGGAUUUGGGUGAUGAUAGAGUUGUUUUCACUGUCACACACUCUUUCUCCUCCUAUCAUGUGUAUAUAAAGUGAAUGUUACAGGCUAUUGAACUAAUUAUGUGGAGCAGAGUGUUACGGGCGGCCUGUGUAGCAGCGAAAGUCAAGCUCUUUCAUCCACCUGUCACUGUCGGGGGAGUCCAUGACUGUUCUGCAGGUGUGAAUGUGUCGGCCUGCGCGCGUGUUACCGUGAAUGUAGAUUUUCGUGUGCAUGAAUGUGGGAUAUUUUUUUUUAAUUAUUAUUUUUUUUCCUUACCUGUUUUGUGGAAUUAUUUGGUCUUCAGCAUUUCUGUUUCUAUAGCGACCUUCUGUGUUCAAAUCCCCCCUCUAUUUCCUUUGCAUCCAAAAUUCUACGGAGAGAAAAUAGUCUCACUGGAUUUGUGUUUUUGCAAUUCUGGAUUUGUAACUUAUAUUUUAUGUGUGGAACUGUGUGUUCUUGUAUACACACAAAUGUCAAAAAUAUAUAAUUAGCGCAACUUCUCGACACCCAUAGAGCGGAGAAACAAGAGAGCGAUUAGUUCUGGAAAACACUUUUUUUAUUUUAAUCUUAACUAUUGGGGCAUAUAUGUUCAUAAAAGUUAUUAUUCACAAUCUAUUUCUUAUGAGAAAAGUCUGAUUUUCCAACAUUCUUUAAACACAUCAUCUACACACAAAUCUGAGGACGUGAAAGGUGUGGUUUUGUGUGUAUCAGCCGAUUUACAUCAUAUUUAGCUUUAAUAAUUUCAAGUUGUGCAUGCAUUAAUUGUGUUGUGCAUUUGUAUGUUUUUGAUAUUCAACUGUACAUGUGAAUACACAAUUGCAAAGACACACAGUUAUGCGCAAAAUGCAUUUUAAGAUUUAUAAAUCAAGAAUUAAGCACACACAAAUACAAAAUUACACACAAACAAACAGGCAGACACAAGUUACAAAUCGAGAAUUGCACACAGACAAAUCUAACGUUACAAACAGUUUGCACAAGUUACACAUCAAGAAAUACGCACUGACACAAAUCCCGUGAGUCUAUUUUCUCUCCAUAAAUCCGGACUUUCCCCUCAUCAGAUCCAGCCAAAAGCAUUAGCUUUUUUCAAAGAAUGGCUAUUCUUUCACAUUGCUUUCUCUUUUUUAUUAUCAUACUAUUAUCAAUCUUAUUAUUGUAAAGUGUAUCUGGACAAAAAUCUUUAUGUAUAAUACAAUAACUAUUCCAUUAUUGGUCUGUUACAGCCGAUCUUUAGGAAUUGUGGUGAACCAGCAGUUACGUUACCUCUCAUCUCAGACACGUCUCUCCUCUUCGCCCCCCUCCCACUCACUGUCUCCCCCACGAACACAUGCACUCGCAGAGAAGGACUGUUGAGCAGUGAUCUGAAGACGAACCGGUUGCUGUUUGUGCAGUUGAGUCGGUGUGUAGUGACGCUUUGUGCACCCAGGGGUAGAGCUGUUCCUGGUCACACUAUCUUACUCUGUGCCAAAAUGUAGUGCAACAGCCAGGCCACUCCUGCCUGGUCUGAUUCCAAUAAAACACUGAGCUGUCGACAUAAA
Messenger RNA from Oryzias melastigma (Indian medaka), 4353 nucleotides. It is a transcript of the gene prkcea, whose product is annotated as protein kinase C, epsilon a. Lineage: Eukaryota; Metazoa; Chordata; Actinopteri; Beloniformes; Adrianichthyidae. Gene Ontology annotation, biological process: protein phosphorylation. Gene Ontology annotation, molecular function: ATP binding; diacylglycerol-dependent serine/threonine kinase activity. The coding region runs from base 1 to 2223 and encodes 740 amino acids. The transcript is spliced from 15 exons. The record is from RefSeq and is a predicted model, not a curated record.